AUGUACCAUCCGUACAAGCGGCCUCAAGCAUCGGGAUACGGGCGCAAUAAAACCGGUCGAGCUGCAAAAGCCGCGCCAAAAAAUGGGAACCAGCCCCAAUUCGACCAACAGGACAAGGCGUCAGGCCCAGCUCUCAGUCGUUCCUCGGGGUCCUUGAGAGGAGCCUUCUUCCAAAACAACGACGGCAAAAUAGAGCUCUUCGACGGCCAGACGGGAUUCACUCACAUGUGCAGCCCCUCGUCGCAACAUUCUGGGCACGAGGAUCCCCUCGUCAUCGCCAUCGAUGGCGCCUGCCCUGGGAACGGCACGGUAAGGGCAACCAAGUCAGGUUAUGGAGUAUUUUUCGCACCCGGCAACCCCAAAAACACGGCUGCCCGGAUCCCGAACCAUCUUCUCGAGGGCGCCAAACACACAAACAACAUUGCUGAAAUCAUGUCCGCCAUAUCUGCGCUCCAUGGCGCGACGAUUGUCGCCAGGGGUGGUAUUCAACGGUACACCGAUACCGUGAAGCACGGAGACGUAAGAAAGCCCAGCGGAGAGCCCCAGAAGUUGAAACACGUCGUCGUCAAGUCAGAUUCAGAGUACGUUGUCAAGUCCAUCGCAGGCGGGAAGAAAGGGGAGCCGCCUUAUAUUGCGAAAUGGGAGACGAAUGGAUUUCGGACGGCGGGUGGCGGGGCUGUAAAAAAUGCAGCUCUUUGGCGUUUGCUAACGCAGUACAUCGACAAACUCCGCGAGAUGGGCGUCACGGUUCAGUUCUGGCACGUUCGGCGCGAGCUGAACAAGGAUGCCGAUCGGCUUGCGAAUGAAGGCCUGGUCUUGGAGGUUUCUGCUGUCAGUUCGACGGUCGAGGAGGAGAUCAAGCGGGUUUGGAAAGCUCAGGGUGUCUCGAGAAAGGGACGAAGCCAUUCAAAUGAGUAA
Molecule: messenger RNA, 918 nt
Organism: Colletotrichum chrysophilum
Lineage: Eukaryota; Fungi; Ascomycota; Sordariomycetes; Glomerellales; Glomerellaceae
Exons: 1
Coding region: 1-918 (305 amino acids)
Biological process (GO): DNA replication, removal of RNA primer
Molecular function (GO): RNA-DNA hybrid ribonuclease activity; nucleic acid binding
Source: RefSeq, a predicted model, not a curated record